GCUCAGUAUUAUGGCGAGAUUGGCAUCGGGACCCCCCCACAGAAGUUCACUGUGAUCUUUGACACUGGCUCCUCCAACCUCUGGGUGCCAUCUGUGCACUGUUCCAUAAUGGACAUCGCCUGCAUGGUGCACCACAAGUACGACUCCUCUAAAUCCAGCACCUUCGUGAAGAACGGCACCAAGUUUGCUAUCCGCUAUGGGACAGGGAGCCUGUCUGGGUACCUCAGCCAGGACACAGUCACGCUCGGUGACAUGAAAAUCAAGAAUCAGGUCUUCGGGGAGGCCGUGAAGCAGCCAGGCAUGACAUUCAUUGCUGCCAAGUUCGACGGCAUCCUGGGCAUGGCAUUCCCAAAGAUCUCCGUGCAACAGGUCAUGCCUUUUUUUGAUAACAUCAUGCAACAGAAGCUGAUUGAGAGAAAUAUCUUCGCUUUCUACCUGAACAGAGACCCCACAGCUGUGCCCGGUGGUGAGCUGCUCCUGGGAGGGACUGACCCCAAGUAUUACACCGGCGACUUUGCCUGGGUCAAUGUCACACGCAAGGCCUACUGGCAGAUCCACAUGGAAUCGGUGCAAGUUGCCGAUGGGACAACUCUCUGCCAAGGGGGCUGUGAAGCCAUUGUGGACACAGGAACUUCACUCAUCACUGGCCCCAGCGAAGAGGUGAAGAAGCUACAGAAGGCCAUCGGUGCAAAACCACUCAUGAAAGGCGAGUAUGUGAUCCCCUGUGAUAAAGUGCCAGACCUGCCUGUCAUCACAAUGAUGCUAGGAGGGAAGCCCUACAACCUCACAGGAACCGACUAUGUCCUCAAGGUUUCUUCACAAGGAGAGACUAUAUGCCUGAGUGGCUUUUCAGGUCUGGACAUCCCACCCCCUGGGGGCCCACUCUGGAUCCUGGGAGAUGUCUUCAUUGGUCCCUACUACACCGUCUUUGACCGUGAUCACAACUCUGUUGGCUUUGCCAAAAGUGCCUGAACACCUGACUCCCACUGCCUCCGCCCCACAAACACUUAUACACACACGGGAGCUGUAGAGAAAGGUUACCAAUAUUAGAAACCCAG
Molecule: messenger RNA, 1058 nt
Organism: Acanthisitta chloris (rifleman)
Lineage: Eukaryota; Metazoa; Chordata; Aves; Passeriformes; Acanthisittidae
Gene: CTSD
Product: cathepsin D
Exons: 7
Biological process (GO): proteolysis
Molecular function (GO): aspartic-type endopeptidase activity
Source: RefSeq, a predicted model, not a curated record